Messenger RNA from Porites evermanni, 4821 nucleotides. The record is from the annotation of a GenBank genome assembly. Lineage: Eukaryota; Metazoa; Cnidaria; Anthozoa; Scleractinia; Poritidae.
CAUUUCAAAGAAUAUUCGUACAUUUGAUGGGAAACAGUAAGUGUAAGCAAAGUCAUUCGUCAGUGUUUGAGAACGAAGAGGAAGAGGAAACUUGGUUUGAAUGGAUGGAGUCAACGAACGAGCGAAAUCAAACGUCUGUAGCACCGAGAACACAUCCGUUGCCCGUUCAACCGUUGGCUUUUCAAGCGGAUUUGCUUGAAAGAUCGAAGAGCGUGAGAUCAAAACCAGCUUUGUACUUUUUCAGCGAUGGUAAUGUCUUAAGGGGACUUCACAAAGCAGGCUCUGAAAAUGACAGAAUUUCUGAAGAAUCUGCUCUUCGUAUUGAGAACAAUAACUCUCUAAGAAAAAAUGAGGAAGCAGUUAUGGUCGAAGAUGAAGCAGUUUAUUCACCGGUAAGUUUUGCUUUCUUAAAAAAAAAUAUUUAUAUAUUUUCUUCUAUCGAACAUAAUAGAGACAAAUAAUGAGCAAGCAUUUACUUGUUUUGGCGCGCACUGAUCUUAGUUGUACCUAUUUUGUACCCAAUGAUAAAAAAUAAGAUCUUAUUGACGACUCAAUAUUUUUUCAGACAUUUUUAAGAUAUUUGGAAAUUUUUACACUACUUCAAAGAGAUAUAAUUAUUGAAUUAAAUGAAAUAACUUAAUAUAUAAUCGAGGAUGGACGGGGAUUUCAAAUGGGCAGCCAUUUCAAUAAUAUAUAAACGAUUUAUUAUUUGCAUCUCUCCCUAAGAAUCUAGAAAAAGGUACGUCCUCAGUAUCCUCGUAUUUUUUUAUUGAGAAUUUUCUAAAUUACACAGCUUUUAUUAGAGGCCAUUUGCCUGCACAGUGCAUGUAUCUACCAUGUUUAUAUUGUCGUUUAGCCCUGAAACUAAAAUAGGCAGAGAUGACAUCUUAAGCAAACGUUUUUGCCAUAAACAAGUCUUGGGUAAAAUAUAUAGUGUUGUUUAGCCCUUUUUUAACACAAACAGUUUUAAACGCAAAUGAUGUACAUGUACAAAGCGCUGUUCUUUCCGUGUCAAAAAGAUUGCGUUUUAGGAAGUCGUUCAUACAUGCAGUCUCGAAAUAAAUUCAUUUACGACCUUUUCCUGUUUUGUAGGGCCCUUGAAACAAUAAGGGCGGAUUAGAGAUUUGCAUAUAUAUACGCUCUUUACUUUACCUGAUCAGAAACAAAAGGCUGAAAAGGGCUCGAAAGCAAUUAACACGAUCGAAACUGCUUUAGUUUAUUUUCUAGGUUCACGAAACCUCGGCAGAUCUGACCCUAAGAUAACGAUAUGUGGCUAAGAGAAAAUUAUUUUUUAAAAAUUAAUUCAAAAAUGCUUCUUAUAUUCCAGACUAACGUGUAAUUUCAAGUAUUUUAGUUGCCAUUUGACAAGUAGACAUAAUUAAAGACAACUGGAGAUAAAAAUGAAUAAUAUAAUUAUAUUGGUUACCAUGUUUUGCUCCAAACUAUUAUAUAUAACGAACAUGUGAUUAGUUUUUUUUACUGACCAUCUGGACUUAUUAGUUAACAUUUCGAGGAUUUAUCUGUUAACGAUGUUGCCUUUGAAAACUAAAACGAACAGACUCAUUCCGAACCAAGAGUCGCACAAUGAUUCUUUUAGGUGUAUCAGUCUUGCAUGCAAUGGCACAAAAUAAGAACAUGAAAGUGACCACCACCUUCAACUGACUGCCCAUGAUUUUAGAAUCAUUCAUGUAACAGUCAUGUUACUAAGGGAUUAUUCUAAAAUUCCCAGAAAUUUUGAACUAAACACGGAUGGAACGUGUUGAUCCAGGGCAAAAAAAAAAAAAGACUUUGUUCACCUGCAGAGGAUCGAGCGAUCUUUCCAGUCCGAACAAACUUCACUUAGAACUAUUCAAAUCUAUUUCGGUAAAAAUUUAUUAGUACAUGAAACGUUAAUGGACUGUCCUGUUAGAAAUUUUCUUUAAAUGGAACAAUAUCUUUCAAGUAAUAUAUCAAACAUGAGAUGCAGUGUUUCAUCACCAGAUGAAACACCGAGAAGAGAGUUGAAAAUACGACGCGCAGCGGAGUAUUUUUGACGAACUUCGAGGUGUUUCAUCUGGUGAUGAAACACUGUGUCGAAUGUUUGAUAUUUCUUCUCAAACAAAAUCAUUUUUGAAGGAGAAAUUAAGGAUGCAAAUACUAAGCAGUGUUUCAUCCGAUUUCCAAACACUCAUUAAACAUUAAUUUCCUUUGUAUUUUCUUAAUGAAUUAUUAAUGAGUUUGAGAAAUAAAUUUCCUGCUCCGGAAGAAAAAGUAUACGAUGAAACAUAGAAGGGAGGUUCAGUCACUGAGGAAAAAUUGUAGUUAAAGUAUCGUUGACUCAGUUUAAAUUUUCGCUUGCAUCGAAACUAACACCUUACUUAAGGUUUCAAGUAGAGAGAAUAAAAGGCAGCUGCAUUAAACGCAGAUGAAAAUUAUGCUUUAGAGCCAUGUUGCUGCCUUGCAUAUGUCUUAUUAAGUAAGGCAAGAGGAAACUCUGUAUGGUCGGUAGAUGGUUGCCGUACGUACGUUAAUGCCAAAGCCACAAAUGUGAUUUUUUUCUUUUAUCAUUAUUAGUUUUAAUCUAUCGAAUAUAAUCGAAUCUAUAAUUACUCUCUCUCCGUCGAUGAUUAUUUGGUAAACGAGUCAGUUAAAAAUGAAGGUUUCAAAAAUGAUAUGGCGCCCUUUUUUUCUUUUAUAUUAAGGGUCAGUGAACUCAAUGCGAGAGCACAAAAACCAAGCAAAACCAGUAGCUAUGUUUGAGUGCACUAAAUUAAAUGAAAUGAAAUAAAGUAAAGUAACUGCAAGAAAACACUUUUUCAGAACUGAACAAAUGACUCCCUGACAGGCGAGAUUCGUUAGUGGAGACGAAUUAUACAACUGGAACAACCUAAAUCAGUGUUUGACAAGAAUGUGCUUGGGAAAACAUAUGUACUCGUGAUUCAUCCGAAAAAUCAUAAACCCUUAUUAAGAGUCAAAUCUUUAAACUUGCUCAAUACGGCAUCAUCGGGGUCAAGGCGUUUCGAGUAUAAAGGAGCUUUUAAAAACAUUCUUAACUUUUACGUUCAGUGAACAAGGGUCCGCGUUGAAAUGACAAGAUUAUCUAUUUCUUUCUUUUUUUUUUGUUGCAGAUAUUUCCAGAUUUUCCUGCCGGAGAAGUCAAUGUAUCUUUGUCUUUUGACCAAGGUACAAGUCGUUUGCGGGUAAGCAUCGUAAAAGCCAGAAAUCUCUGUUGCAAAGCUCGUGAAGGAAAAAAGCAGGACAAAUGUGGCGUGAGCUGUUCAGGUGAUAUCGGAGUACCUACUCCGGCUUUUACUGUUAUUGCUAAGCCAUUGAUGGAGACUUAAUGUUUUAGAAACCGUUUUUGAAUGUCACUUUGGUAAUACAUGUUCUUUGGCGAUAUUUAUGGCUUGUUUCCUCAAGCAUAUCCCGAAACCACACACAUCUCCACCUCUCUUUCAAGAGCUAGAGCAUGCUAGAGGUUAGGGCCAGGAAACAGUUGCUUAUCCUUUUUCUAUGGGCUGGUAGCAUUAUUUUUGUGCCUGUCAUCGGCGGAUCUGUCCAGGCUCAAAAUAUAUUUUACUCCAUUGAUUUGUCAAUAUUAGGCUGCAAAAUCCAACAAAAAUGCCAACAUUCUCUACCUUUUAAUUCCAUCGUGAUUUUAUCAUGAAAUAGCAAUACUGGUCCAGUGUACUCUCACUGUAGACUACAAACAAAACUAGACAGAACUCCGGCAGGCUCAAUUAUCAGCCGUUAACUAAGAAACUAAAAUUCAAAUAAAAUUGUGAAGCUUAUGCAUUGGGCAAGGACCUUAAAGUUUCUAAUCGGUAGCCUGAAUUUCAUCCGAUUACUUCGAGUCGUUAUUACUCUCUCAGUAACUGAGUUCCUGAGGGAGUAAUAACUACUCGAAGUAAUCGGAUGAAAUUCAGGCUAUCUAAUCGGUGCAUGAUUUUGGUUUUAACUUUCUGCGUAAGAUUUCUGUCAUUAGCUAAAUGUAUGUGCCUCUCACAACUGGAGGUUUUUAUUUUCUUCAUUGUAGAUUUGUAUAUAACCGUGUACCUAAUGAGAGGACAGAGAAUGUUACAAUCAUACCGAACGUCAAAAAAGAAAGGGAGUUCGGAUAUUUUAUUCUACGAAAAUUACUCAUUCGAUCUCUCAUCAUUGGAUCUCAAUGAACUAACUCUUCGACUGACUGCCAUGCAUUGUUGCAAACACGUCAUCAAUACAGAUCACGUGAUAGGACAAGUUGAUACAGAUGACAGGACAAGUGAAACAUCAUUUGGUUGUCAUUGGUUAGAAGUGAUCACGAGUUCAAGAAGGAGCGUCAAUAAAUGGCAUACUUUCUGGUGUUAGAGACUCAAAACUUGGUUGUCCAAAGCACGUCUUUUCAAAUUCUGGAUAUAAAUGCAUAACAGCAAUUGCAACCAAGUGUUCAGAAGUAAACAAAACCCGGGGGUCCAUGUUUUGUAUACGGCUGCAAUCUAGUGUUAUGUGCAAGCUGUCGCAAAUAUUUUUGUCAGUGAAUAAAAAAUAAGGACCUUUUUUCGUUAUUAAACUUUCAAACAUGGCAAAAGCUUGUUCAGUCCGGAAUUAAUUCAUUUGCUUAAACGGAUGUUUGACGUGCUAGAACUUUGUCUAUGGCCACGCUCACACGCCACUUGAGUUUUCGUCCUGCUGAAAAUUGUGCGGCCACUUCGUUCACACUGAACCGUUCAAUAUUUUAGUUCCGUUCACACGAAUUUUCAAAGGCUAGACGUCUAAAUUUUCAGUACGGUUACAGUCAAUAUUCGGUCAGAUUAAAAAAUAUUUUUUGUAUGGAUAAAAAUGUUAUGAAUAAUAGGCUCC